Messenger RNA from Lates calcarifer (barramundi perch), 2277 nucleotides. RefSeq names its product tripartite motif-containing protein 16-like. The record is from RefSeq and is a predicted model, not a curated record. Gene Ontology annotation, molecular function: protein binding; zinc ion binding. The coding region runs from base 55 to 1749 and encodes 564 amino acids. NCBI's taxonomy places the organism in Eukaryota, Metazoa, Chordata, Actinopteri, Centropomidae. The transcript has a single exon.
AAUCCGACAUGAGAAAGUGAAACUAUUUGUCAUCUCCUGUCUCUCAGAGGUGAAAUGGCACAGCGAGGAGUUCAGAUGGACCAGGACAAACUCCGCUGUUCGAUCUGUCUGGAUCUACUGAAGGAUCCAGUGACUAUUCCCUGUGGACACAACUACUGUAUGAACUGCAUUAAAAGUCACUGGGAUGAAGAGGAUCAGACGAAAAUUUACAGCUGUCCUCAGUGCAGACAGAUUUUUGCACCGAGGCCUGUCCUGAUGAAAAACACCAUGUUGGCAGAUUUAGUGGAGGAACUGAAAAAGACUGGACUCCAAGCUGCUCCAGCUGAUCACUGCUACGCCGGACCUGGAGAUGUGGCCUGUGAUUUCUGCACUGGGAGAAAACUGAAAGCUCUGAAGUCCUGUCUGCAGUGUCUGGUCUCUUACUGUGAGCAGCACCUCCAACCUCACUAUGAAUCUCCUGCCUUUAAACAACACAAACUGGUCGAUCCCUCCAAGAAGCUUCAGGAGAACAUAUGUUCUCUUCAUGAUGAGGUGAUGAAGAUUUUCUGUUGCACUGAUCAACAGUGUAUCUGUUAUCUCUGCUCCUUGGUUGAACACAGAGGCCACAACACAGUCUCUGCUGCAGCAGAAAGAGCUGAAAGGCAGAGAGAAGUCAUAUUGAAUCAACAAAAAAUCCAGCAGAGAAUCCAGGACAGAGAGAAAGAUGUGAAGGUGCUUCAGCAGGAGGUGAAAGCUAUCAAUCGCUCUGCUGAUAAAGCUGUGAGGGACAGUGAGAAGAUCUUUACUGAGCUGAUUCAACUCAUUGAGAAAAGAAGCUCUGAUGUGAAGCAGCAGAUCAGAUCCCAACAGAAAACUGAAGUAAGACGAGUCAAAGAGCUUCAGAAGAAGCUGCAGCAGGAGAUCACUGAGCUGAGGAGGAAAGACGAUGAGCUGGAGAAACUCUCACACACAGAGGAUCACAUCCAGUUUCUACAGAAUUAUCCCUCACUGUCUAAUCUCACUGACUCUUCAGAGCCAUCUAGCCUCAAUAUCCGACCUCUGAGGUACUUUGAGGAUGUGAAGACAGUUGUGUCAGAGGUCAGAGAUAAAUUAUGUGACAUUCUUGAUGAGCUUUGGCCCAAGAUCUCAUGGACAGUGGCUGAGGUAGAUAUUUUACUGCCACAACCAGAGCCCAAGACCAGAGCUGAAUUCUUACAAUAUUCACAACAGAUCACACUGGAUCCAAACACAGCAAACACAGAUGUGUUGUUAUCUGACGGGAACAGAAAAGCAACAGGAGGGUCACCAGCAAUUAUGUUUGUACUACUGUCGAGUUCUGACGUUUGUGGCGGUCAACUAGAAUCAGCUAGAUUCUCUCGAAGGCAGAUCCUGAGCAGUGAGACUCUGACUGGACGUUGUUACUGGGAGGUGGAGUGGAGUGGAAGAAUUUCAGUAGCAGUCACAUACAAGGACAUCAGCAGGACAGGAGAUGAGAGUGGUUUUGGGAACAAUGACAAGUCUUGGUCAUUACAUUGUUUUGAUGAUGGUUAUGAAUUCAAACAUAACAAUAUCAGAACCUCCAUCUCAGGUCCUCAGUCCUUCAGACUGGGAGUGUACCUGGACCACAGAGCAGGUAUUCUGUCCCUCUACAGCGUCUCUGAAACCAUGACUCUCCUCCACAGAGUCCAGACCACAUUCACUCAGCCUCUCUAUGCUGGACUUUGGUUUGUUGGUUUAGGCUCUACUGCAGAGCUGUGUGAGCUCAAGUAGACAAGAGUUAUAACAAAGGCAACGGAUGAUACUCUGGUUUAGUUUGUAAAAAAACACAAACUGGUCAAACCCUCUAAGAAGCUUCAGGAGAAUAUUUGUACUUAAGGCCACGAUGCAGUCUCUGGCUGCAGCAGAAAUGACUUUCAUUCACCAUUUCCAAACCAUGACUGUCCUCCACAGAGUCCAGACCACAUUCACUGAGUCACUUUAUGCUGGACAGGUGGCCUGGAAUCAUGAAAAAGGCUGUAGAUGAGAUUCUCUUUUUACUUUUAAAGUUAAUCUAGACUUUUUGUCCAAAUACUCAAAUUCUUUGGGAAAAAAAACUGCUAGUUCUGACUAUUUUAUUGUUGAAAUGGAAUCUGAAACUUAUUGUUUGGUCAAUAGACAGUAAUUUUUUUCUUUUGUGUGUUUUUACACCUGUUUAUCAUACAUAUUGUUAUUGUAAUAUUUCCUGCUGUUUCUGUUUCACUGCAUGGGCCUUAACAGAGCAGCAACACAAGUCUUUUUUAUCUUUAUCACUGAACUGUU